Messenger RNA from Penicillium verhagenii, 936 nucleotides. RefSeq lists its product as uncharacterized. The transcript is spliced from 2 exons. Gene Ontology annotation, molecular function: dioxygenase activity. The coding region runs from base 1 to 936 and encodes 311 amino acids. NCBI's taxonomy places the organism in Eukaryota, Fungi, Ascomycota, Eurotiomycetes, Eurotiales, Aspergillaceae. The record is from RefSeq and is a predicted model, not a curated record.
AUGCCGACAGCCAAGUAUUUCGACCAUUGCCCCCCCUUCCCUUCCGGGGUCCAUGUCGUUCCUUUGCCGAAGAUAUCAUUCAAAGGGCUCCAGAAUGGAAACGAAAAAGAGAUCCAAACCCUGUUCCAAGCAUGCCAAGAAUGGGGGUUUUUCAUGUUGGACUUGCAACAGUCUGAGAAGGGCAAAGAGCUCCUGGGAGAUGCAGAGAAGAUGUUUGAGCUCACCCAGGAGACGUACAGCCUUGAUCAAUCAGUCCUGGAUAGUCACGCCUACAAGCCACCUUAUGACCUGACAGGGUAUGCUGAUAUCAGAGAAGAAGAAAAGCUUAGCCACAAGCUUAUAUUAGCAGAUGUCAUUUUCCUUCACCUUGAUAACCAGCUUGGCCUUCGACCGGGGACACUUAAGGGACUUGGCCCUUUGGAUCAAAUCUCGGAAACCUCAGUGAGGUUAUUGCGAAGUCAGUCACAAUCGAGCUCUCAACCCGAAACCAUCAGCCUCGGCGGCCACACGGACAUCGGGGUAAUCACUCUGCUUUUCAACGUGGUGGGCGGGUUACAGAUACUGCCUGCAGAUUGCGACAAUAAGCCAGAAAACUGGCUCUGUGUCAAGCCAGAGCCGGGGAACGUAUUGGUAAACAUUGGCGACACUCUUGUCGAGUGGACAGGUGGGAUACUACGGAGCUCAUUGCAUCGUGUGAUAACGGCUCCUGGAGAACAAGCGCUGGUGAGCCGUCAAAGCGUGGCCUACUUGAUGCGAUCGCGAAGCAAUGCGUCAAUGCAGAGGCUGAAGAGUGACAUUAUUCCUCCUGUGGCACAGGACGAGGAAGAAGAGACUCGCUCGGUCACCGAGUGGGCCGCGUGGCGGGCCAUGCAAGUUAUGCUUGGCCAGCUUAAACCACAAACGAGAGGUGGGAAGAAGUCGGUGGUUGUAGUAUAG